Messenger RNA from Lycium ferocissimum, 1332 nucleotides. Its product is annotated as probable aspartic proteinase GIP1. Gene Ontology annotation, molecular function: aspartic-type endopeptidase activity. Bases 1 to 1332 code for a protein of 443 amino acids. NCBI's taxonomy places the organism in Eukaryota, Viridiplantae, Streptophyta, Magnoliopsida, Solanales, Solanaceae. The record is from RefSeq and is a predicted model, not a curated record. Gene Ontology annotation, biological process: proteolysis. The transcript is spliced from 7 exons.
AUGUAUCUUUGGCUACCAGGAAGUCGUUUCUUCACAAAAAGCAUUUCUAACUCCUAUAUAAGGAAAGACAACUCCACAAAUCUAUACUCUCUCUCGCUCUAUCUCAAAACUCCAUUACAAGUCACAAAUUUACAUCUUGACCUUGGUGCUUCACUGACUUGGGCUGACUGUACUCGUCGUUACAAAUCUUCCUCCUAUCAGUGGCGGAGCCAGGAUUUCCGCCGAGAGGGUUCAAAAUAUAAAAAACACCUUCUCUAUAACGACACCCUUUGCAUUGCCCUUGAAACCGGCAUCUAUGGCAAUUGUUACAAGAAACCCGGUCCCGGUUGUUCCAAUGACUCGUGUAACUAUUUCCCUGAAAACUCGGUCACACACGAGCCUUAUGUGAAAGUACUACUAUCUGAGGAAUUGGCAUUACCAACCACAGACGGCCAGAAUCCUUGUAAACUCGAGCUCAUCAAAGAUUUUGUUCUUUCAUGUGCUAAUACAAAACUACUCAGGGGACUCCCUAAAGGAGUCACCGGAGUAGCCGCAUUAGGAAGAUUCAACUAUUCAUUACCAUUUCAGCUAAGCAGAGCUUUCUCUUCUCUGGCAAUAUUCGCAGUUUGCUUGCCUAGUUCCACCAACAGUAACGGCGUCGCAUUUUUCAACACAGCCGGACCUUACUACCUCCAACCAAGAAUUGAUGUUUCAAAAUCAUUGAUUUACACUCCAAUGCUGUUAAAUCCAUACGUUGGAACUGUGAUAUUAUCGUACAGGUAUUCGUCCAACGAUGAGUACUUCAUUGGAGUGAGUUCGAUGAAAAUCAAUGGUAAAUCCGUGCCGUUAAAUCAAACGCUGCUGAAAAUCAACAAGGAGAAUGGGUACGGCGGGACGAAGAUUAGCACGUCGACACCACACACGGUGUUGUGGACGGAGAUGUUCAAGGUGGUGACAGAGAAGUUUGUGGCGGAAGCAAAGGCGAUGAAUUUGACAGUGACAACUCCGGUGAAGCCGUUCGACGUGUGUUUUCCGGCCAAGCUGAUUGCGACCACGCGCGUUGGACCGGCGGUUCCCACUAUUGAUUUGGUUUUGCAUAAACAGGAUGUGUUUUGGAGGAUAUUCGGGUCGAAUUCGAUGGUUCGGGUUAAGGCCCAAAAUGUGGAUGUUUGGUGUUUGGGCUUUGUGGAUGGUGGGCUUGAGCCCAGGACAUCUAUUGUGAUUGGUGGGCAUCAAAUAGAGGAUAAUUUGCUUCAAUUUGAUUUGGCUAAAAAGAGAGUUGGGUUUAGUUCUUCACUGUUGUUCAGGAGCACCAAUUGUGCAAAUUUCAAUUUCAGUAGUAGCAAGAACUAG